ACUUAAGCCGAGCAACAAGUUCGGUUUUUUUAUUUAACUUUUAAUCCGGCCCGCAAAACAACAAAUUCGUAUUUGCUGCGCUGAGUUUCGUUGUUUCAGUGGUUGUCUUAGUAAAAAGUAGCAACAACCACUUUAAAUUGAACGCAUCAGUGCACUUGUUUUUUUUGGUAAUUUUUCUUCCUGUGGAUCAGUUUGUGGUUUUUGUUCUUGUUGUCGCUGCGUGCGUAGAAUUUGUGAAAAGAGAAAGUUCUGCGCCGCCUUUUCUCCGCCUCUCUUUCCCCCAAUUCUUCCACACAGUCGUGGCCAAGAAGUUGCGCCUGCGCAGCGACAAUUUCACAAGAAAUCGAGGUCGAUCGCGAGUUGUAAUCCGCUUGGAACACCAUGGGCACCAAGCAGACCGUAUCUCCGGUGGCCGGAAAGAAUAAGACCACCGAUUCGCCCAGCGGAUCUCCAUCGAAGCUCAAGUCCAAUGGCCAGGUGCAGGGGAAGGCCAAAAACAAGGAGGUUAAUGCUCUGCCGCCACAGAAAUCGGUGGUCAUAGCCUAUCUAUGCUGGCUUUUCGGCGGAAUCUUUGGACUGCAUCAUCUGUACCUGCAUCGCGAUCGACACGCUUUCAUUUGGUGGUGCACCCUGGGUGGCUACAUGGGCAUUGGCUGGAUGGGCGAGCUCUUCCUGAUCCCCGAGUAUGUGCGGGAUGCCAACGAGGAUCCCAAGUUCGUCAAGAUGUUUGUGGCCAAGCUGCAGGCGUAUCCGAAACCGCCGUAUUCCUCGAAGAGAUUCGUCGGCCAGGUGAUGAUCGGCCACCUGUUCGGUCAGGUGUGUUCCAUGGCCAUUCCAGAGACCCUGGUCGGCGGCUGGGAUCUGAGCUUCCUACACUGGGCGAUACCGCUGGUCGUUUCCCUGGGCGUUUGGAUUGUGGGCAACAUUGGCCGGGAGCAGGGUGUCUGGUGGCACUGCCUGGCGACCGCCUAUCUGGCGUAUCCGGCGAGGUAUCUGAUAUACGACGAGACCUACUCUCUGCUGUUCACUGGCCUCGUGGCGGCACUGACCUUUGACGGCUUGUCCAAGCAGUGGCGAAGGACGCCGCCACGAAGGGGAAGCCCCGGUGAGAGGACCUUCAAGCUGACCACCGCCGUGAUCAUCUACUGCGCCUUCUGGGGCAGCUUCCUGUACUUCAACGGCACCAUUUCGGACGAGGACGGCGGCGAGGUGCCCAUCCACGAGGCCAUCCAUAACUUCUUGGCCUCCGCGUGGUGGACAGAUCUGAAGCAAGCCCUGCAGGACACCUAUAACUAUGCGCAGCAUCACGGCUGGUACGAGACCUGGAAGGAGGUGUUCGAAAGCAUGGACGUGGAUGGCGAACGCAAUUCAUACAAGGUCUUGGGCGUAAGUGCCACCGCCUCGCAGGCCGAGAUCACCGCUGCGUACAGGAAGCUCUCCAAGGAGUACCAUCCCGACAAGGUCAAGGACGAGGGCUUGCGGGCCCAGGCCCACCAGCGCUUCAUCGAAAUCCAGCAGGCGUACAGUGUGCUCAGCAAGAUCAAGUCCAACCGGCGGCGCAAGAACAAGCAGUACCAGGAGGAGGAGGCCAUCGUCCUUUGAGCGCAGCUCUUCUCCAUCUAGUCUAAGUAUAUAUAGCGCCUAGGAAAUAAGAUUCUUCACAUGCGAUUACUUACAAAAAUAGUACCUAAAGUGCUGCUAAAGCACAUAUGGCGAA
This is a messenger RNA of Drosophila santomea, 1717 nucleotides long. RefSeq names its product dnaJ homolog subfamily C member 22 (gene wus). Gene Ontology annotation, cellular component: plasma membrane; early endosome. The transcript is spliced from 2 exons. NCBI's taxonomy places the organism in Eukaryota, Metazoa, Arthropoda, Insecta, Diptera, Drosophilidae. Gene Ontology annotation, biological process: endocytosis. The coding region runs from base 382 to 1602 and encodes 406 amino acids. The record is from RefSeq and is a predicted model, not a curated record.